Molecule: messenger RNA, 3633 nt
Organism: Closterium sp. NIES-67
Lineage: Eukaryota; Viridiplantae; Streptophyta; Zygnematophyceae; Desmidiales; Closteriaceae
Source: the annotation of a GenBank genome assembly
GUCAACGUGGCUCGCGGUCGCGUCCUCCUGAUCGAGCGAUGAGCAUGGCGACGCCCUUCUUGCUGUGCUCACAGGGCCGUCGUCCCCACGGUUGUGACGACCUGAUUUUGGGUUCUAUUUGGUUGUGUGUUGAUUCUCGGUCCGUGGAGCUGUGUGACAAUUUGCUCUGGAGCUACUCUGCUUGCUGCUUCCGUAGUUGAGGAAUCCGGUUCUAGCUUAUCCGUUCAGCUACCUGACCGAGUCUCGCGAGUCCUUGAAGGCUUCGUCCGUCGCGGUGGUUCUCGAAACCGAAAGCACAGCUCCUUGAAUGGUGGUAGGAGGCGACCAGCUUUGUUCAGCUUUGUCCAAGCGGAGAGUGUCAACAGAACCUUCGGUGCCGUAACCUUUUCGUGAAACUUUCGUCUACUUAUCCAUACAGAUAGAAUAUGGACCCCCGGUUGUCGGACCUCUCGAAGUGGCCGUUGGACUUCCUUUGGUGCACCGACGACGGCUGGACAAUGGAGAACAUGCCGUCUGAUUCGGCCGUUGAACUCGCCUUACAGAGAGACGACGAGCUGCUGAAGAUUCACGCGGAAUUCGUCCCAGCGAUGCUCAGCCACGAGGAGUUCUGGAAGCGGUACUUCAGAACCGUUGAUGUCAUUGAACGCUACCCAGGAUGGACGUCCGAUCAGAUGGAACGGCAGAUAAGGUCUGCUAGUCACGCGCUGCAGUACGCUCUCAAGAAAAACAGCAUUUUCGGAAAUGAGGACAGCAGCGCGCCGAAGGCCUUUCUCCUGCGAAACCUGGCAAACGCCGUCUGUGACGCGGAACAAUACACAUCCGUGAAGGAGCUAGCCGACAGUAUCUAUUCCCCCUCUGGCGUGUUAUUCCGUGCUGUGGAGAAGACCCUGAAUGGCUCCUCAUGGCUCCCUGUAGCCACCACACUGGAAUCACCUCCACAAGAAGCCACCCUCUCAGAUUGCUCUAGCGAGGAUGCCGUCCGGAUGCUCUUCAAAUCAGGGGAAAUGGAUGCAUUCACUUGUGGCUGCUGGCGAGCCCUCACCAACUUCUCCCCCAACAUCACCCACUACUCCUCAUCCAACGGCUCCCAUGUCUCCUCAUCCAACGGCUCCCCAAUAAGCUGCCAUGGCUGCUGCUGCCAGGACACCGACCUGGACCUCGAUCUGAUCUCCCUCCCUCCCCUUCGCGAGAUCACUACCAAGAGAUCUGGACCGUCGACAGUGCAGCCUGGAUCGCCAUCAACGGCGUCUGGUUCACCAUCUGGAUCGUUCCAAAGGGUGCUGAAUUCCCUGCAUGGAGCGCCUGCUGGGAGCUUGGCAGUGCGCCUGGGGGAGCUGAUGGCGGGGAUUGGGUCUCCAGAGGAGAUGGCACGACUGUGGCUGGAAGUGAUGCAAGAGGUUCACGACCGCUGGGAGGAGGGGAUUGCCAUCCCGUAUGUGAGGGCGGAGAGGGAGGGGCCGGAUCUGGACCUGUGCGGCGUGAUGCAGCACCUGCAGGUGCUCAACUGCGCCAUCGCGAGGAAGAGGUGGAAGAAGGCGCGCAUCAGCAGCGACAUCCAGAAGCACCUGCAGCACGUGGAGUGCUUCCGCCCAGAGCCAACCGUGCGUGACUUUGGAACGUUCGAGCCGACUCUCUGCAAGACCUGCGGCAGUUAUAAUCUGUGCGAGGUUCUGAAGUUACCACCUGCCGGAUUUGUGUUGGCUGAGCCGAGCAGACCCGUUUCGAGCGAGCAGGACGGAUCAUGGGCCUGCUUCCCGGAUCCAGCUGAGACUGCGACAGGGCAGAUGAUGCCGCAGCCGGGGCGGAUGAUACCGCAACCCAGACCAGGCUGCGAAGACCAAAACGCCGAUGGGAGCAGUGCGACGCUUGGGCAGGAUUGUGGAGACGAGAAGCCAGGAGGGCUGCGUCUGCUGGCGACAGGGGCGCGCAUGCGUGUGCCGGAGGUGCAGGACGGGCCGCUGAUGACCAGCGAUUACCUGGCAGAGCUGCAAGAGGCGGUUAUCAGCACCGGCAGCCUCAACAUCGCGCACAAGAGGCUCUUUUCGGACAUGCAGGCCUUCAAGGCUGCCAACCUGGGGUGCAUUCUGGAGGACUUUGUGCGAUGGUACUCACCUGCUGACUGGUCGAGAGACGCCCCCUCAAGCAGAAUGGGAGGAGGAGAGGGAGGGGGGACGCCUAACGAGUGUAAUGACUUUGAAGGAAAGCUGCAGCAGGGAGGAGAGGGAGAGAGCAGCCGCAGAAAGAUUGGGUACCUGAGUGCACGCAUGUCAGGCUCAGACAACCAGUGGAGGAUGUACUGGAGCGAGGCCAAGCCCGUGCCAGCCCUCCUGCAGCCCCCUCUCUUCGACGAAUGCGCGGCCGGAGCAACGAGCUUGGAGUAUCUGGAGGGCAUCACCCCGUCUGAGCUCUUCAUUCAGCUUUUCACGUGCCUGGUCGCUGUGGGGUGCUCUGCGGCUCUCCAAGCGGCUCCCUCCCUGCAGGGCAGCAGCAGGGCGCAAUUGGACGAUUCAGUGAAGUACAUCCUGCAUGCGUGCGGGCGGCACAUGACACAGGACAGAAUGCGUUACAUCUGCAUGGUAUACGAGGCGGUGGAGCAGAUCAUAUCAGACAACGCACCAUCAAUAUCAACCUCGUUACAAGCAUCCUCGUCACCAGGCACUGGUUCUCUCUAUUCUUGCGACGGACAUGCGGACGGGUCAGGAGGAACCAUGAGCCAAGAGAGUCGCUCCACCCAAAGCGGCAUGUCACCUGGCGAAUCGCCAGGACUGAGCCCGCGCUUCUAUUCUCCGGAUCACACAAGCAGCAGCAGCAGAAGCGGUGGCAGCAGCAAUGGCAGUCUGGGGGAUCCAGAUCUCUUCAGGGAGCAGACGCCGUCCGUGUGGGUCUAUAUGAACGAUGGGUACUCUGCUAUCCCAUCUGACGGAGACCCAGCGAAAGAGGAAGCACGGGAAGGGAAGGGAAGCGAUGGCCAUCCUGCUGAAAGGCGAAGCCCUGGGUAUGCCUGUGGUAAGAGUCAGCGGGGGGAUACUCUUGGGAGUAAGGAUGCCAGGGGUCCAGAUGUUUUCGCAAGGCGUGAGUCCGGUUGUGGGAGGGAUGGUGCAGAGUGUGGGUUUGCUGUGGAGCACCGGGGGAGUGUAAUGGGGUUCCUUAAUGGAGACAGCUCGGGGCAGUACCAGUGCGUGGGAGAGGGUGGGGAGGAGGGAAGAGCCCCAGUGUCGUUCAAUGGGUGGGCACAGUUCUAGAGUGGUUUGUAGAGCGGCACGCGCAGAAAUGGGGUGCAGGAGUGUGGGGUUGCUGUGGAGCACAGCGGGAGUGUGAUGGUGUUUUUGAAUGCAGACAGCUCGGGGCAGUACCAGUGCGUGGGAGGGAGGGGGAGGGGGAGUUGACAAGCCCAAGACUUGUCCUUGGACAAGCCCAAAUUUCGUGUCACGGGCACACAACCAUUCGUUACUGGCUGUGGCCUGGCCAGUUUUAGUAUAGGCAAUCUGGUAAUUGAUGCGUGGUGGUACAUUGGGCCUGCAUUUGGCUGUUUCUUAGCUCGAUUGGAUUGGACUCGUUAUAAGCUCGCUAUGUGGGCUUGUGAAAUAAGACGCAGGCUUGUUCUGCCAUUUAUUUAUCAAUCCAUGUGUUAAU